Acanthaster planci (crown-of-thorns starfish) is the source of this 11677-nucleotide messenger RNA. RefSeq lists its product as uncharacterized. NCBI's taxonomy places the organism in Eukaryota, Metazoa, Echinodermata, Asteroidea, Valvatida, Acanthasteridae. Gene Ontology annotation, molecular function: protein binding. The record is from RefSeq and is a predicted model, not a curated record.
CAAACACGGCCACCAUGUUGAAGCUCGGCUGUAUAAUACUCGUCGUGGUUAUGAAUUUGCCACGUUCAAAAGCUACUGUUUGUGGUUACUCGUGCCCCCAGCGCUACACAACGAAGUGUGGAUUUCUUAACUUGAAACGCUGUACAAGAUACAGGGAUCGAACCUGCAACAGGUGUUGCACUGGCUGGACUGGAGACGUCUCAACAAAUUGCAACACCGCCAUUUGUUUUGGUGUCACCACUUGCCCCAAUGGCGGGUCUUGCACAAGACCUGACUACUGUGCCAACUGUAAUCGAGGCUACUACUCUCCAAGAUGCAGUCAAUGCACACCCAUUGCACACUGUGUUGAGGUUUUCUGCAGCAGUUCCUCAAACCAGAAAUGUGACCGAUGUGACGGUGAAUUCGGCCCUGCUCUGGGAUCAGCCUACAAGAAGACUGAUGAUAUGAGACAAUGCAUUAAGCAGUGUUCAUGGAGGAGUGACAGCAAUGCCUGCUACCCGGGAUCCUGCACAGACUACCGAUGCUCAUGCAACAGCGGAUUCUCGGGAAGAGACUGCAGAACAAUGAGUCAUUCGCCAACCCUCUCAGAGCACCGUGCCACCCUGAUCAUGGGGACGACUACUCUAGAAUCGCCCACAGUCCAGGGGAGCACAGCCACCGUCUACUCGAAUGUCCAGAACUUCAGAAACCUCAGGGUCAACUGGGUAAGCUCCUACCAACCAACCGGACUGCCGAGCCCCAGCGCCGGUGGACAUCCCUACAUUGAAAGCGUUGGACUUGGCAUUGUGGGUGCAAGAGUCACAGCUGCUGUGAAUCGGGGUUCAAGCAGCAUUUAUUCAGUAGGCUCCCAGGAUUGUACAACAUCAACGACUGGAAGGUCCUUUAACCGAGACAGACCCAAUACAGCCCUGGUGACCUGUGAGGUGACCUUCACUCUGAACUAUAACUCUUGGAACCCAUCAACAGGAGACGUACUGCGGAUUGAUGUGUCUGCAACAAACGGCGGGUACCUGAAGCUUUUCAACAGGGACUUGUCCAAUCGCAUCAGCACACGCUACUACAGCGGCCGAACAAGCUCCGCCUACUCAACUUUCACCUUUGACUUUGUGGAGCCCUACCACUGCGUCGGUGCUGCUGGAGGAUGCAGAACAAGCAUGCUGAAUGCAGGAAAUGAUGUAACCACACAGGGAGCGAUAACAGUCACAUGGCAAGGCUGGGCCGACGAUCUGGCUGGUAUUAAGGAGUAUGACCUGGUAGUGCGACAGCUAUCCGGUAGCCAUGGCAGCGAGAUGACAGAAAUCUAUGACAGUCCACCCGUAUAUUCUGGAGUGACCAGCUCAGGCCAGAGGGUCACUUUACCCCAUGUUGGUGUGUACUCAGUCAUCCUCACUGUCGUUGACAACGCCGGCAACUUCAGACUCUGCAGGCGUUUCAUUUUCUUUGAUAACGAUCCCAGUGAUGUCACCAUUCAGACCGAUUCCCCUCUGCGUGUGACCUCAGCAUCUUCAAAGACUGACUACCUGUGGCUGACCAGUCUGAACUCUGGCGGGCCAACCUCGGUAGAUUUAGUCUGGACAAACCGAUUCAUUAACGUGCAUCAUGUAAACCAAGGACUUCUGAAACCAAUUGGAUCCUACACUGCCGGUUUCAUUGACAGUGAUUAUGAUCAGAACUUUGGGCGGCGUGGCCGUGCAGCUAUCCCUCAUGCACUUGGUGUGACGCAGUUUCGCGUCUUUUACGACAUCGACCACAGCGGCGGUAGGACCACUGUUGCAGUGAGCGAUGGCAACUCCGACAACUGGAGAAACGAAGCCACAAGCACGCAGGCGACGUACUACCUGAGGUUAGUGGACGGCGAUUCUAUACGAUUCUGGGUGGAGGCCAGGGACCUUGCAGGUCACUCUGUGAGGGACAGCGUGUUGGUCCACACCGACUCAUCCCCGCCAAUUAUUGAAGACUUCUGGCUGGUACGGGACGGAGAGGUGAACCUGGCCAUUCAUAACUCAGACGAUCUGCAUGAAAUGAGUGUUGCAUUUAGGACAUACGACAUUCACAGCGGAGUCAGAACUAUCCACUGGCGUCUCUGGGACCCCGUCACAGAGACAGAGUAUGGAAGCCAGACAAUUCCUGCCAGGAGAAUCAAUGCGGACACGGACUGUGAUCCAGUUAGCUGUAUGUGUGUCCCGAUUGGUGACUGUUAUGCCGCAGACUACGGAUUUAAUCCAACUUUCCACAUUGGUGCCCAUGACACUGAUUACUUCAUCACUCUGACGGUUACCAACCAUGCCAGACUGGUAACAACUCAAACAAUCCGGGUAACAGUGGACACAUCCGCUCCCCAAGCCGGUGUGGUGCAUGAUGGGAUACGUGGAUCCAAUGAGGUGGACUUUCAGGAAGGCAGUGACCUCUCGGCUCACUGGGAAGGGUUCUUUGACAAGGAAAGUGGCGUCAAGUUUUACCAGUAUCUGUUUGCCACAUCUUGCUGGAUGCAUGAGGCCGCAAUUGGAAGAGUCAGAGAUGAGAUGACAAGGACUACUUCCACUCAUGCGAGUUGGACAGCGCCCUCUCCUGGCCGAUACUACGUCACUGUCAUUGCGUACAACCGAGCCCUGGAGCCAUCAGAGGUUGUCUGCUCUGAUGGCGUCGUGAUCGAUGGGAGCCCUCCUGAGUUGUCUCAGAUCGUCAUUGGCUACGUUCGGAUGUGGCCGGGACUGGCCAAGGAUGCUGAGGGUCGGACGUGGUAUAUUGAUGAGCGCCGUAGGAAGACGGAGCUGUUUAAUGCAUCCAGUGGAUGCAGUUCCAAGGCUGCUAUGGUAGACGAUCUGUCUGUUUAUCCUGAGAUGGUCAGCACCAAUGACUCCUCAGUGAUACUCCGUGGAGACCUGGAUUGCCUGUGGAUCCCAGCCAUUGAAGAGAAGUUCUUCCUUCCAACUGACAAACACGUGAAUGUUUCCUGGAUGGGAGAGGAUCCCGAGAGCUCCAUCUACGACUACCAGAUUGGGUACACCUUAGAUCACAGGCCUGACUUCGUAGCCAGCAUAUCAACAUCAGGUCAUGACCACUUUGUAAUGUACCAUCCCGAUAUCAGCCACGGGUCUGUUCUACAUCUGAUUCUGACGGCAGUGAACAAGGCCCAGCUAUCAACGACCAAGGGGAUCGGUCCAGUUAUAGUGGACACCACCCCACCCAUUUUUGUUGGGCAUGUCGCUGUCCGUGUGGAGGGUGAGUACUUAGUUGCUGAAUGGGGAGACGACGGCUUCACUGAUGAUGAGGAUACAGGCCUGAGAUAUCAAGUUGCCAUUGGUAGCAGCCCAGGUGGCACGGAGACCCUUUCUUACCUGACAGAAAAAUACUACAGAAUUGGUCCGUGUUCAUCCCAAACAUCCUGUGCGGCAUUCUCAUUGGAUGACCUAAACUGGCAUCUCCAUGGUGACCAUGAAUAUUACGUGUCUGUCAGAGCACAGAAUGGUGCUGGAUUGACAACAGUGGGGAUCUCAUCUGUUUAUAGACACAUUGUGCAGUUGCCAUCCCUGGGCGUUGUAUUGGAUGUUGCUCCGCCAGGAGAAGAAGUGGCUGUGGACUUUGGGGUUGCCCAGGACAUAGACGUGCAGAUGGACACCACCAGCAUCUCAGCUCGGUGGUAUGGCUUUGAGCAUCCCCAUCUUGAUAUCAGCUACGAGAUUGCCGUCGGAUUGGAAGGUGACAUCUCAGAUGUCAGUGGUGGUUACAUCGGUAUUGGCAAUGUAACUUUCUAUCAUCUGGACGGACUGAAUCUUACUCUACUCAUGACCUAUUACGUGACUGUCCGCGCUAUCUCUGAAGCUGGCAGUGUCUCCGUUACCUCAGAUGGUCUCAAAGUCAUUCAGGAGGGUCAGUUAUUGGAGGGAGCUACAAUCAAAGAUGGGCUUGGCUGUGGUGAAACUUCUGUUCCUCCAGGGUUGUCCCAUCACUCAUCUGCUGCUGAUCAACCCUGUCAGGAUGACAUCACCUACCAGUCCUCCACCUCCGACAUCUCAGCUCGUUGGACCAUCCCUGAGAUGCUGCAGCCCUUUGUGACUAACAUCCGCUGGGCGUUCGAACAGGAGAUUGAGAUUAACUUAGGUUAUGAAAACCGAACAGUGGUGUGGACCACAUUGCUUGAGGAUGAAGAUCUGGGCACGGCAUUCCAACAUGUUGGGGCUGGUGUAGGGUUGGAAGGCGGAGCUCACUACAGAUCAAAGGUUCACUUUUGCCAUGUUAGCAUUUGCUUCCAGCCCAUCAUGACUGAUGGAUUCUGGGUAUUGUCCGAACCUCCCGAGGUCGGUCAGGUCACAGUAAGCAACAUUGAGUCCACACAAGGCAGAACAGAGAUCCACGUGGCCUUCCAGCCUUUUGCGCAUGAUUACGUCCUUCAUGACAACCCACAGGAAUUGAUGGAUUUCUAUGAGUGGAGCAUUGCUGAAGAUGGUAAUGACAGAGCCCUGCUGAGUCAGUGGACACGAAUCCAGGAUUUGACGAUUACUGGAGAAAUGGCCCGCUUCAUGGCCUUCUACAGUGGACAGUUAGACCUGGAUGUCUGUCUUCGGCUAUCAGUCAGAGGCUACAACAAGGCCGGCCUAUCCUCCAUCGCUAGCACAGAGAUUGUUAACUGUGACGAUGUGACACUUGUCAUGCCCCAUGUUGUCAUUGAUGCAGAUCAUGAAGUUAACAUUGAGCAGAAUGCAAUGUGGCCCGAGCCAGACAAGAACUACGUCUCGUCUACGUCCUUCUUAUCAGCCGUCUGGCCCACACUGCGCCACAGGGACUACUUCUGGGCAGCCAUUGAGGACGCUGGAUUGACAGACUUUGGAGACUUGGACAAGGGUCUGCAGUACCCGUGUGAUCACCCAAGGGCUAUCUCCUGUGGCAGAACAGAUAAAGAGUUUGUCAACAUCCCUGAUUUGGCCCUUUCACAUGGGAAGCGUUAUCGUAUUUGUAUCCACGCCGAUGAAGUGACUUUAAAGCAUGAACUUUGGGAGGAGCUCCUUCCGGCUGUAUCCAGCUGCAGCGAUGGCGUUGUCGUGGAUACAACCCCACCAACACCUGGCUCCGUGUGGAUCGGUUGGAGUCAGCAUCAAAUCUAUCAAAGUUCCGUCUCUGAGUUGGUGCUCCACUGGGAGUCGUUCACUGACAUAGAGGAACACGGCUUCGCCCGUCAUCACUCUGGAAUCAAGUACUAUGAAUAUAGUUCUGUGUCUGAGUUGGCACUACACUGGGAGUCGUUCACUGACAUAGAGGAACACGGCUUCGCCCGUCAUCACUCUGGAAUCAAGUACUAUGAAUAUGCCAUUGGUUCGAUGUGGGGUGGCAGUGACGUAAAGGGGUUCACUCGAGUUGGGAUCACCAACGGUGUCAUCGCACACAAGCUGAGGUUACAGAAUGGACACAAGUACUAUGCCACAGUGAAAGCAACUGACUUUGUCGGCCUGUCUUCCCAAGCGAUGUCAGAUUCAAUAGUCAUUGACACAUCUCCUCCUGUUGUCAGUGAGGAUCACACGUUGGACAUUGGUGGCAGCUUCAUCCGGUCGACAACUUCCAUCUCGGCAAGUUGGGAGAAUGUGUUCUCAGACAGGGAGAGUGGCGUAGCAUACUACGAGUGGGCCGUGGGGUCACACUCAGGCCAUGCAGACAUCAUGCCUUUUACUAGAGAGGAUAAAGAGACUGUGGUCAGUGACUCUUCACAACCUUUACCCCUCCAAGAAGGUCACUCGUAUUUCAUCGCUGUAAAGGCCAUCAAUACUGUGGGUCUGAUCACGCUGAGGAGUUAUGGAGCUUUCACCGUAGAUGCAAGCCCUCCAGUGGCCGGCCACGUCUUCGACGGAGAUCUGGUGCGAGUGCCGGCCAAUCAUAGAGACCGAGACUUCCAGGAAGAUCGCACUGAACUGAGAGCAUUCUGGGAAGGGUUCCACGACCCGCACAGCACCAUCCUGGGCUAUUCAUGGAGAGCUGGGAUGUGUCCCGGGUGUUCCGAUGUCGUGCCUGAGCAGCAUGUGGGCUUGUACACUGAUGUGGUUGCUGAAAACCUUAACCUGGUGCCUGGUCUGACCUACUAUGUGACGGUGACGGCCUGUAAUGCCGCUGGCCUGUGUACCUCAGUGACUUCCGAUGGCGUCAUGGUAGAUGACUCGCCUCCAUUGCCAGGGAAGGUGUAUGAUGGUGGCCCUGGCAGUGAUGACAUAAGCUACCAGUCUUCACGGUUCCAGCUGCGAGCCCAUUGGUGGGGUUUCCAUGACCCUCACUCCAGCCUCUCCCACUUUGAAUGGCGCGCCGGCACUACACCAGGAGCUGAGGACAUUCUCCCCGCUACACGAAUUGAGCUGUCAGAGGAUGCUCUAAAAUUCCUGCCAGCGUCAGACCAGCUGCCCGUAGGCGCUGACAUCUACAUCACCGUACGUGCCUAUAACCGGCUCGGCAUGUGGAGUGAGGCUACAUCUAAUGGGUUCCGCGUGGAUUCUAGCCCCCCUGAUGUGGUGGACACACCUGCUGUUGAUGAGACGCAGGGGAUGGCAGUCCAAAACACCCAGGUUCUGCGUGACCUCCUCCACUUUUCCUGGAAGUUCAAUGACCCUGAGAGUGGUAUCAGCGACCAGUAUGUGUCGGUCAGCACACACCACAAUGGAGACAUCAAUAUACCUCCAAUUAAGAUCGCAGGAAGUGAAUUGGACCACACCUUCACCAAUUUGACAUUGCACGAAGGAAGUCGUUACGUCAUAACUGUGGUGGCUUGCAACUUCGCUGGCCUCUGUACGGAGGCCAAGACAGAAUCCCUGCUGGUCGACGGUAGCCCACCUUCCGUCGGGACGUUUGCCGUGGAUACAGAGAGUGCCGCCAACUUGAACCGUCAUCGCAUCGUCUGGAUCGAUCCGCAAGAACCAACCCAAGGUAGUCCCCCACCUCCUGCUCGUCAGCACUCCGGCUGGAUGACGUGGCUGGAAGACACCAGCACCUCCACUGGUUCCUUAGCCCUGGCCUGGCUGGGAUUUGCCGAUGUGCACUCUGGUAUCAGUCACUACUUGGUCUCCGUCGGACGCACCUAUGGUGGCUUGGAACUCACUCCGAAUGGACCAAUCCGUGUUGACCACAGCAAUGACGGCAUGUCAUUGGACGAGGGCAUCGCACAGACAGCUGUUAUAUCAUUAGAGGGCAGUAUAACAGGCUUAUCUCCUCCGUACCUUUACAUCUCCAUCUGGGCCAUUAACAGGGUUGGGUUACUAAGCAACCGCCAUCACUCAACAUUUGAGGCCUCUCCCACUUCACCCAAUGAGGGCUCCCUUGUCCUGCUGCGAAGCUGCUCGGCAGCGACCUGUGAGGGCCACUGUGCGUGCGCACCCAUCGACCGAAGAUGCGCACCAAGUAGGACCUGCAGUGAUGUAACCGGAAGUAAUCCCAACGCCGAGAUAGAAGUUCUGGACGUACUGGAUCUGAUGCAUGACGAUGUCAGCACCACGACAGACGUCGAUGAAACCGCUACUCAGUUCAUGGCAGCUGCAGUCUGGCGAGUCACUGAACAGAAAGGAUUAGGUAUCACAUGGUUUGAGUGGAGCAUCGGUGAUGACUCCUCAUCAGAUCCGUCUGGAGUCUUUGAUGCAGGCAGGGACAGAGUAUGGUUUGACGUGGGACAGGAUAACCAAGUCAUUAUCACACUGGACGAAGACCACAAGCUGCAGAAGGGAGUCAAGUAUCACGUGUUUGUCCGUGCCUGGUAUGACGCUAAUACCUAUGCUGUGUUCAGGUCAGAUGGCAUCACCCCUGAUGUCACACCACCAAAAAUCUCAACAGUCAGAGGCACAAAGAUUAAAGAUCUUGCAACUCCCAGUGCUACCAAAGACACAGAUUACUUGACAAAUCCUGACGUUAUUUUUAUUUCCUGGAUGGGAGUGUUUCUUGAUGACGCAAUGUCCCACUACCAGGUGUCGCUCAGUACCUAUCCAGGAGGAGAGGACAUCCGGCAGUUUGCUGACCACACCUUCCCAGCCGAUGGGUCUUCCACCCAGUUCACCGGCCUGGACUUGCAGAGUGGACUGCGUUACUAUGGCAACGUACGGGCAUUCAACAAAGCUGGUUUGCACACGCUGAAAAGCAGUGACGGCUUUGUGAUGGACACCAGGGGACCAGAUCCUGGCCUGGUGUUUGAUGGGAUAGGUCUCCAUGAUGUAGAAUACCAGAACUCCAGCACGGUCAUCUCAGCCUCCUGGCAUGGCUUUGUGGAUCUAGAAUCCUAUAUAGACCAUUAUGAGUGGUGUGUCGGACUGACACAGAGCCCUACAGAUGGUGGCACCCUGCCCUGCGCUGAUGUUGGAAUUAAGCUGUCCGCCUCACAGACCCAAGCUGUGCCUCUCACUGACGGUGUUCGGUACUACUCCAAGAUCUCAGCUUUCGAUGCAGCUGGCCUACAGUCUGUGUCGGUUGCUUCAGACGGAUUUGUGGUGGACACCACUCCCCCUGAGCCACAAGAACACAUCCUUCUAGGGGAAAACUUGAUCCAGAAUCCAUCCUUUGAAAUGAUGGAGGAACCAGAUAAUGCAGAUGUGGAUUUAAGCUUUACAACAGCAAGUCCAGGAAUUUUAACUUUCAGUGAAACCUCAAUGGCUACACAAACAACUGAGAUUCAUUCAAGAAACGAAACAUCUACACUGUCAUCAACACAGUCACUGUCAACAAAUUUCUCCAACAUCAACGCCUCUGAUAGUUAUCCCACUUCUGCCACCAAUUUGACAACGGAAGAAACGUUCUCCACUGCUGAAAUGGUGACUAGUGGUCCACAAGGUGAACCCUUGGUGCAGUGGGAUGUGGGGUCUGACAGUCGGUUUGCUGUGAUCACUUCUGAGAAGAAGAUUGCCCAGGACGGUCAUUCCUUCUUGUCUCUCCACGGCUCGAUCUCUCAAACCUUUAACACUAUACUGGGCGGUCACUAUCAGGUAACAGUCUUUGCAAGCCAUGUUGUGCCGUCCCACAAUCCCUUGCUGAAUCAGGAAGGUCGCAUCGAGGCCCCUGGAUUGAAUCGUGUCUUCAGGUUGUACGACCGGCUUGCCCACAGUCACUCAGACCAGAGUCUAAGGUCCAUCCAAUGGCAUCAGCACAGGGUUUACUUCACAGCCAGUGAGGACAUCUCAACAUUGAAAAUCUCCUCAGUGGGACAAUCAAAUGGAAUUUUGCUAGACAGUGUUCAGGUGAGACUACUUACCUCAGGACCCAGCACAGGGGAUGGGUCGGUGGAGGUCCACACCCAGUUCAUACAUGGCUGGUCAUCUCUUCAGGCCAAGUGGCAUUUCAUUGACGUGGAGAGCCCCAUAGUGGACUACCGCUGGGCCAUAGGCACUACGAAAGGUGGUACUCAGCUGCAAAGCUUCAGAUCAGUGGGUACUCAGACAGAUGCUAUCAACACUGAUCUGAGAAUGGCGCACGGCUCCUAUGUGUAUGUCACCGUGAUGGCGAGAAAUGCUGCUGAACUCAUUGCCAUAGCAACUUCAGAUCCAGUACUGAUUGACCUAACACCGCCCAUAAUUCACUUUGUCAUCGAUGGUGAUCCAAAUGAUGUUGACUUCAGUGCCAACGAUAUUUCUCUGACCUUCAGUUGGUCAUCAUCUGAUCCUGAAAGUGGAAUUGACUACUGCGAGUGGACAAUAGGAUCAGAGCCUGGAUUUGAUGACGUCCUGCCGAGAACACAAUCUCCUAAUGCCACUUCCAGCGUCACGACCGGUCUGUCCCAAGCCAUGCUUGAAGGCCAACGCCUGUACGUCACUGUCACAUGCUACAAUCUCGCCGAAAAGUCGUCAUGGAAAUCAUCUGACGGGGUCACCAUAGUAACAGUGCCUCCCAGCUCGUCAGCAGCCGUUGUCAAUGUGAAUACUGUAUCAGAGACUCAGUAUGAGACACGAGAUGGGUACCAGUCGCAGAGGAACUUCCUCAGAGGAUCAUGGGAUGGAUUCAGAGAUCCAUUUGGAAUCCAAUCCUAUGAGUGCUAUCUUAGUGGACCCAGUGCCUUCUCUUCGUGGAGACCUUGCGGAUCCACAUCAGAGACCCACUUUGAUUGGUCAGGUCUCACACUAGUUGAUGAUGCCACCUAUAGCCUUGCAGUCAGAGCCGUCAGUCAUGCGGGCCUUAUCAGCCGGGCUGUCACUGGCAACUUCACAGUGGAGUCAUCCAAGCCUGCUCAAGGAGCACCGAGUCUGAUCAUAUCUUCCUGUCUGGGUGAUGGAAUGGUUGAUCUUGCCUGGGAUGGCUUGUUCUCCAACCCCUCCUCCUCCUCCUUGGUGUACGAGGUAUCUCUUGGUACCAUCCCAGGAGGUAGUGAUAUCAUACAGUGGGUGGAGACCAUGGAAACAGGUAUGCGUGUCUCACCGCUGGCCCCCUACACCGACUACCACUUGACGUUGACAGCCAUCAACGCAGCCGGCUUGUCGCAGACGGUAAAUAAAAUCAUAAAUAGUGAACAGUAAGUCUUUUAAGUUUUAUUCAUUGUGUAUAGACCUAAACGUUAAUGAUGUCACGCUUUGUUUACGUGUGGGCUUUCCUGUGGGGACUCCAUGGAUCGUGUCCCACAUCACUGCUGCCUCAGGAAAGCACGCAAGUAAACAAAGUGUGGCCUUCUUGUGUUACAGGUCUGUUUUCUGUUGUUAUAGUUGUGGAAUGGUUCUUGAAGACUUUCUUCCAUACCAAGGUCAUAGUGCAUCUUGUUGAAGAUGAAGUAAACACAGGGUUCCAAUCUCAUACUGCAGCUUCAUAAUUAGUGAAUAAGUUGUACUUUCUAUAGGAGACAGUACCGCCGCUGCUUACAAGUUCUAUUUCACAUCAUGGAUGUGUUGACGAUUGCAUGCGCACGGAAAUUUGUGUUAAGUUUUUUAUUCUCUCUGGCAUUAAGCAUGCACUGCUGUGCCAACUGUUUAAUAGUCUCUAGGAAAUGGAUAGAAGCUCUAUUAGCCCAAACUCAUUGGUUUAGCAGUGCCAUUACAUCAGGCCAAGAUUCAUACUGUUUGCAAUUAAGCAAAUUUGAAUGCCAGCCUGCAACGUCACUGCAAGGUUUUGGUGCUGAGAAUUCACAACAGGUGGUCUAGCGCGAUUCGACGUUUUGGCAUUGAAUGAAUUGUAGCAAUAUUUGUUACUGGCGACUGUAAGCUUUCUGGAAUGUUUUGAAGACUUCUCUCACACUGCUGAAGGUGCCUCAGAGUUAUAGUAGAGAUAUUUAGAAAUGUCUUGAUGAUGGCAGUUUAGAAGUGCUUGGGUAAUUAAUAUAUCUAUAUCCACAUGUAUAUGUACUGUGUUUCUCGUACCAAAAGAAUCAAGAUCAAGAAUCAAGUGAGAUCAUUAUUGCUUUUCAACGAUUAGUUUAUUUAAAAAAUAUUGUGCAGCUUUCUCUCUUAUAUCUGUGCUGAUAUCAAGGGGUAAUUUUUCUGCACUAUGAUUUAUAUUCUGAGAAUUACAGGAUUCUCAAUAAUCUGCAAUUAUUUUUUUUUUCCAAAUUUUAUUUUCGUAAACAUAAUUAAUGCCCAGUCAGUGUGAGAAUCUGACUUAGGGAGUAAUUCAAAAUAAUGGUUUCUCGAAGUGAAAAAAAAAAUGCAAUUUAAUUUCCCAAACAAUUAUAUUUUUAUCAUGUAUUACAUGCAAAGAUAGGCAUACUUCAAACUUUACUACAGACUUCAAAGCAGGAUGCUUCAAAUUU